ACGCUAGACUGUUACUAGGGACGAUGGAUGUAUGGUUGUGGAUCUGCGUUUUCAGUUGUUCUGGGAAUGCCAUUUUAAACGCGAAUGCAAAAAUAAGCUAUUUUAACUCAACAACCGCGAGCGACAAUGAAUCAGUUACCGAUAUAAAUGCACUUUUUAAUAACACGAGGCCGGAAGAUGCCUCAACCGCUUCUUUGCCAGUGACACCUGAAACUUUGCCAGACGCAUCAACCACAGGGUAUCCGGGUAUAACCGGACCGCCUGAGGUAGGCACUGAAAUCUUUACGACCACAGACGUAAAUUCGUCACCCGAAACGACCACCACAAUCACGCACACCACUCCUUCGAUUUCUGGGUCCCAACCUUUGCCGCUCUCCGGUUCCCUUCCUCCUCCUGUUACAGACGUUUCCAGACUCUGCCCGUGCAAUUUGCUGGAGGGACAGUGUGACGUCAACUGCUGCUGCGACAGGGAUUGCGUCGGGGACUUCAAACUUUUCACUUCGUGUUCAGUGGAAAAGCUCGUUGCAGACCCACAGUUAUGCAGUCAAGACACUGUCCAGUACUCGCUCAGCACUACUGCAGACGGCUGGGCACGCGUGCAGACCUCUGUCACGCAGGAAGUAAACCCAAACAUCUUGUGCAUACAGAGAGCCAACUACAAGGCAGGGCUGUCCUUCGGUACUCCAGAGGUACCCACUGAUGGGAACUUUGAUGGCCUCUUCCAGCAGUUUGCAGGGUUCUCUUUUGCCUCCAUUGGCGAUGGGGGCACAUUGAACCAAGUGGCCCUGCAAGUCUCACCAGGGUACAUGUAUGCUGAUGUCAUUUGGACACAGGAAGAGAGCGGGGAAAGAGGAUUCUUCCGGCUGCCAGCACCUGCAGGCACUGCCCACUGCUCAGAUGCAAACCCUGCUGCGUUCCUGGAGGACCGGACCACCAGCUGCACACGGCCCUUUCUUUUGGCACAGGACUGCACCACAAUGCCAUCGCUCAGCCUGCAGAUGUACACCAGCUUCAGCAUCUUCUCUGAUAAAACAGAAAACACCACAGUUGCUGUGGAUGUGACCUCCAUCGUGCUGCAGGCCCUGGAUGGCACCAGAACCCUUUUGAACACCACAGAUGGGUCCAGCUUUGGGCCGAUGCUUGGAGAAAACGACUCUGUUUGUAAUAACGUGGUGCUGCAGGCGAGUUACAUUAUCACAUACGGAGAGACGGGGACGAUUGUGAGCACCGCGGCCUCGCUUGUCCUGGGCGCGGUAGACGGAAGCAUGCUGCCGAUUCAGCAGGAGUUUGGGGUCGUGUUUGUGCAGGAGAGUGCAGCACCUGCUGUGCUCCCUUCAAGCGGCAAUCCUGGCUACGUGGUUGGGCUCCCUCUUGUGGCUGGAUCAAGAAUGGCAGAUGGCAUUGUUCGGAGUGCUGACAGGAAUGGCGGCCUGACUCUCCUUCGCUCUGGCGCUCAGCAGGACUGCCUGGGGGCCAUAGGGCCACGCGUCCCUGUCCUGUUUGGGGUGAACAUGGUUUCUGGCUGCACCCUGAGGUUUGAAGAAUCUGCUAACUGCUCGCUGGUGUCAGAGCUGAUUCUCAGGGUGCUGAGAGGAACAGACUUCCCAGGAUACGUUGCCUCUUUUGGGAACUCCCCAGCUAACGCUGUCAUGGAUUGGGUGCAGAUAAAGAGCCAAACCACAUCAACGGACACAAGUUGCAGUGUACCUCUGUCUUUAGACCUUGAGGUGAAAUGGACGAAGUAUGGCUCUCUGGUGAACCCCCAGGCACAGAUAGUGAAUGUCACUGAAGUAAUUCAAACCAACACCAGUAGCCUGAGUUCUCUCUCAGGUGGUGGGGGAAUCCUCUUCAUCUCCACCUCAGUCACCUUUAUUGAUGUGUCGGCCGCCGCCCAGCCAGGAUACAGAGCCGCUCCAACCAUCGAUGCAAAACUGCCCUACGACUUCUUCUUCCCUUUUGUCUGAUGGGGGGCUGGGACAGCAGCCCUAGUGAGUGCCUCCUCACAGGGACAGGGAAACCACCAGUGUUGGGCAACAGAAACACAAUGACUUGCUUGAACCACUUAAAAAAAUGUUUCCUGUCCAGAGUGAAAAACGCACCAGUCUAAAUCAGUGCGGUCACUAAUCGCACAUGAUGAGCCAACCUUUAGGUUGCACGCGAAGCUUCACCUCUUUUACAGGAGGAGUUAACCAGCUCUGGUCCUGGAGGAUCAAACAAACCCAAACACUCCCGAGCUCAUUGAGAAUGAAAAGGCAGGGUACAGGGGCUUUCCAUAGGACUGGGGCUGGGAAACGCCUGACAGUCUGCGAUUUGCAUUCCCUAGCUACGGUCUUUCUCUGCUGAAAUCUGGCCCCACAGUGAAAUGUGGACUGAUCCCAAUUUACCUUCCAUAGAUUACAUAAAAUGAUUGAGAUAAGGAUUAGGGGUAGAGCAGUUGAUCCUAGAUCAGCUAUUGGGAGAUAGAAAGCAGCUAUGGCACCUAAAAAGUUGCUUUGCUUGUUGUAAAGGUACUUUGAAUAUGCUCGAGAUGUCAGGCAUCUUCAAAUGGAUUUAGUUUUACUGACAAGAGUAUCAUGACCAGAACAUAACAUGCCACUGUCCAAAACAGAUUUCAAUAAUCUCUGAUAUUUCUGAGGGAAAACAAAAUAACUGAUUAAUGGAGACUGUGAGCAAGACCUAGUUUCUUAAAAUUCUCACUACUUGGGUAGAAAUUCUGGAAAUUGUC
This is a messenger RNA of Megalops cyprinoides (Indo-Pacific tarpon), 2725 nucleotides long. RefSeq names its product tectonic-1-like. Gene Ontology annotation, biological process: cilium assembly; protein localization to ciliary transition zone. Gene Ontology annotation, cellular component: MKS complex. The record is from RefSeq and is a predicted model, not a curated record. Lineage: Eukaryota; Metazoa; Chordata; Actinopteri; Elopiformes; Megalopidae. The transcript is spliced from 14 exons. The coding region runs from base 24 to 1964 and encodes 646 amino acids.